Molecule: messenger RNA, 1428 nt
Organism: Lindgomyces ingoldianus
Lineage: Eukaryota; Fungi; Ascomycota; Dothideomycetes; Pleosporales; Lindgomycetaceae
Product: ribosomal protein L2
Exons: 2
Coding region: 58-1179 (373 amino acids)
Biological process (GO): cytoplasmic translation
Cellular component (GO): large ribosomal subunit; ribosome
Molecular function (GO): transferase activity; structural constituent of ribosome; RNA binding
Source: RefSeq, a predicted model, not a curated record
GCAAAAUCGUCUGGCCUGACAUCUCGCUCAAUGCCUUUCUGAACAGGCCGGACGAAGAUGAUACAGCCUCGGAUAUGCCAAUUGCCCACCUCGCGCCUUGGCAACAGCCUCUUUACCUCCGUCCGCAGCUAUGCAGUUGUGGUUGAUCGUGUCUCCACGCCAGCGUUCGAACCUGCAGUACCUGCCGAUGAAACUAUUCUACACACCCAAGGCCCGCGAAAAGAUGAGUUCAUUCCAUUGCGAACGUACAAACCUCGAACUCCCGGUCUGCGCCAUCUCAAACGGCCAGUGAACGACCAUCUAUGGAAGGGCCGCCCGUUGCUCAGACUCACCAUCCCGAAGAAGGGCCAGCAUCUGGGCGGUAGGAAUAACAGUGGGCAAGUCACUGUUAGACACAGAGGUGGCGGCCACAAGAGAAGGAUACGGAUCGUGGAUUACUAUCGCUUCGCUCCAGGAAAGCACGUUGUGGACAGAAUAGAAUACGACCCCAACCGGAGCGCUCAUUUGGCGCUCGUCACUCGCGUAGAGACUGGCGAGAAGUCAUACAUUGUUGCUGCGGAUGGCAUGAGAGCAGGGGACGAGAUUCAGAGCUAUAGGUCAGGCAUUCCGAAAGAGCUGCUCGACAGCAUGGGAGGUGUGGUGGAUCCCGGGAUGCUAGCUGCAAAGACUGCCUCUCGGGGCAAUUGCCUACCAAUUCAUAUGGUCCCCCUUGGAACACAGGUAUUCAAUCUGGGAUCGAAAACGAGGGGCAAAGCUGUGUUCUGCCGAAGUGCAGGCACAUACGCCAUUGUAAUGAACAAGGAAGAAGUAGAGAAGCCAAGGGGGCUAGAAAUCGCCAGCGUCAUCGUUCGCCUCCAGAGUGGGGAGAUGCGAAAGGUCAGCCCGGACGCUUGCUGUACGAUCGGAGUUGCAAGCAAUCCACAAUCUCAUUUCACAUCCUUAGGCAAAGCUGGACGUGCCAGAUGGCUAGGCAAACGGCCCGAAGUCCGAGGUGUUGCGAUGAAUGCAGCUGAUCAUCCUCACGGAGGUGGACGUGGCAAAUCGAAGGGUAACGUCCAUCCAGUGAGUCCUUGGGGUACUCCAGCAAAAGGAGGCUACAAGACUAGGCACAAGAGGAACAAGCAUACAUUCCUUGUCAAGGAUCGUCCCAGGAACCAAGGCAAGAGGAGACCAAGAUGAUUGGCGAGAGCACUCUUCCUGCGCAAUCACAAUUAUGUUAUCCUAAUUGUACCAUAUAUGUUGCAAUGUUGCGGCACACCGCACGGGCCCUCAAAUAUCUCGGUGCGCUGAUGAUAUCGUUGAACAUGGCCGAAUCUUUUAACGAUAACACUUCGUUAAUGUUCGCCUUCUUCAUUUGACUUUGUCAUGCGAACAUCCACCAUGGCUCAUAUCACACAGUGAAACGACCCAGUACAUGCACAUCCAAAG